CGAACCUUGAUCUAAAGCUUUCCCGGUAGGCGGUGCGGGAGGCGAAAGAAGUUUGAGGGGCCGGGCGGGGCGGAUCCUUUCUUUCCCACCCCAUAUGAGCAGUUCCUGUGCCCCCGUCAGGCGAAGGCUUCCCAGAGAGGUGGAGCUGGUGGCCAGGCCUGGAACAUGAGGCAGUGUCUCCUCUUCCUGACCAGCUUGAUUCCUUUCGUGCUGGCGCCGCUACCUCCGGACGAGCUGGGCUAUGGCUCCCACCAGCAACUUGAAAAACUUGAUUAUUUGCUCUCAGACUACGAUAUCCUCGCUUUAUCUAACAUCCAGAAGCACUCAGUAAGAAAGAGAGAUCUACAGACCUCAACACAUUUAGAAACACUACUAACGUUUACAGCUUUGAAAAGGCAUUUUAAGUUAUACCUGACAUCAAGUACUGAACGCUUCUCACAGAAUUUCAAAGUAGUGAUAGUGGAUGGUAAAAAUGAAAGCGAGUAUGCAGUAAAGUGGCAGGACUUCUUCAGUGGACAUGUGGUCGGUGAGCCUGACUCUAGGGUUCUAGCCCACAUAGGAGAUGAUGAUGUUACAAUAAGAAUCAACACAGAUGGAGCAGAAUAUAAUAUAGAGCCACUUUGGAGAUUUAUUAAUGAUACUCAAGACAAAAGAAUGUUAGUUUAUAAAUCUGAUGAUAUCAAGAAUGUUUCACGUUUGCAGUCCCCAAAAGUAUGUGGAUAUUUAAAAGGUGAUAAUGAAGACUUGCUUCCAAAGGGGCUAGUAGACAGAGAACCAUCUGAAGAGCUUGUUCAUCGAGUGAAGAGAAGAGCUGACCCUAAUCCUUUGAAGAACACGUGCAAAUUAUUGGUGGUAGCAGAUCAUCGCUUUUACAAAUACAUGGGCAGAGGGGAAGAGAGUACAACUACAAAUUACUUAAUAGAGCUAAUUGACAGAGUUGAUGAUAUCUAUCGGAAUACUUCUUGGGACAAUGCAGGUUUUAAAGGCUAUGGAAUACAGAUAGAGCAGAUUCGCAUCUUAAAAUCUCCAGAAAAGGUAAAACCUGGUGAAAGACACUAUAAUAUGGAAAAAAGUUAUCCAAAUGAAGAAAAAGAUGCUUGGGAUGUGAAGACGUUGUUGGAGCAAUUCAGCUUUGAUAUAGCUGAAGAAGCAUCUAAAGUCUGCCUUGCACAUCUUUUCACCUACCAAGAUUUUGAUAUGGGAACUCUGGGGUUAGCUUAUGUUGGUUCUCCCAGAGCAAACAGUCAUGGAGGUGUUUGUCCAAAAGCUUAUUAUAGUACCGCUGGGAAGAAAAAUAUCUAUCUGAACAGUGGUUUGACCAGCACAAAGAAUUAUGGUAAAACCAUCCUUACAAAGGAAGCUGACCUGGUUACAACUCAUGAAUUAGGACAUAAUUUUGGAGCAGAACAUGAUCCUGAUGGUCUAGCAGAAUGUGCCCCAAAUGAAGAUCAGGGAGGAAAAUAUGUUAUGUAUCCCAUAGCUGUGAGCGGAGACCAUGAGAACAAUAAGAUGUUUUCAAACUGCAGUAAACAGUCAAUCUAUAAAACCAUUGAAAGUAAGGCCCAGGAGUGUUUUCAAGAACGCAGCAACAAAGUGUGUGGAAACUCCAGGGUGGAUGAAGGGGAAGAAUGUGAUCCUGGCAUCAUGUACCUGAACAAUGAUUCCUGUUGCAAUAACGACUGCACAUUGAAAGCAGGGGUUCAGUGCAGUGACAGAAACAGUCCUUGCUGUAAAAACUGCCAGUUUGAGACUGCCCAGAAGAAGUGCCAAGAGGCUAUUAAUGCUACUUGCAAAGGCGUGUCUUACUGCACAGGUAAUAGCAGUGAAUGCCCUCCUCCUGGAAACGCUGAAGAUGACACGGUGUGCUUGGAUCUUGGGAAGUGUAAAGAUGGGAAGUGUAUUCCCUUCUGUGAGCGGGAGCAGAAACUGGAGUCCUGUGCAUGUAACGAGACUGACAACUCAUGUAAGGUGUGCUGUCGGGAUCACUCUGGCCGGUGUAUGCCCUACGUCGAUGCUGAACAGAAGAACUUAUUUUUGAGGAAAGGAAAGCCCUGCACAGUAGGAUUUUGUGACAUGAAUGGCAAAUGUGAGAAACGCGUACAGGAUGUAAUUGAACGAUUUUGGGAUUUCAUUGACCAACUUAGCAUUAAUACUUUUGGGAAGUUUUUAGCAGACAACAUCGUAGGUUCAGUCCUGGUUUUCUCCCUGAUAUUUUGGAUUCCUUUCAGCAUUCUAGUUCACUGUGUGGAUAAGAAAUUGGAUAAGCAGUAUGAAUCUCUGUCUCUGUUUCACCCUAGUAAUGUGGAAAUGCUAAGCAGCAUGGACUCAGCAUCGGUUCGUAUUAUUAAACCAUUCCCUGCGCCCCAGACCCCUGGGCGCCUCCAGUCCUUACAGCCCACCCCAGUGAUGCCUCCAGUGCCGGUGGCUCCGAAACUAGACCACCAGAGGAUGGACACCAUCCAGGAAGACCCCAGCACCGACUCACACAUUGAUGAAGAUGCGUUUGAGGACCCUUUUCCAAAUAGCUCAGCUGCGAAGUCUUUUGAAGACCUCACGGACCAUCCCGUCACCAGAAGUGAGAAAGCUUCCUCCUUUAAACUGCAGCGUCAGAAUCGUGUUGACAGUAAAGAAACAGAGUGCUAGUUUAGGAACUUAUUUUCUGUGCAAUUUGAUCAAAGUGUGCAAAGUAUUUUUAUAGAUUUGAUCUAAAAUCACUGCAUAUAUUUUGUAAAGAUGGAAGAAAGAAGGAAGUGACUUAACAGCAGAUGCUGGUCAUGUGUUUGAACUUCCUCUCCAUAAAUAAUAGUGCGUGGUUAGGCCUUUUUCCUUUUAAAGAGGUAAGGUGAAUCUAGCUUAUUUUGAGCCGUUCAGGUUUUAGUUUUCUGAUCUCUAAAAUAGCCUUCAACCUGUGGUGCAAAAGUAGGAAAUACAGCUGGAUUAGGUUAUGAAUAUUUACAUUUUUGUAAAUUAACUUUUUAUAUUGAUAACAGCACUGAUUAGUGGGAUGAUUAACUAUUUUUCUUUUUUAUACACUGUAAUAAUGAUCCGCUGAAUAUAAUGAGGUAUUUAGCAGUUAUUUGUGAAAACUGGAA
Messenger RNA from Chrysochloris asiatica (Cape golden mole), 3092 nucleotides. It is a transcript of the gene ADAM17, whose product is annotated as ADAM metallopeptidase domain 17. Gene Ontology annotation, biological process: membrane protein ectodomain proteolysis; Notch signaling pathway. Lineage: Eukaryota; Metazoa; Chordata; Mammalia; Afrosoricida; Chrysochloridae. Gene Ontology annotation, cellular component: plasma membrane. The record is from RefSeq and is a predicted model, not a curated record. The transcript is spliced from 19 exons. Gene Ontology annotation, molecular function: metalloendopeptidase activity. Bases 166 to 2643 code for a protein of 825 amino acids.